Molecule: messenger RNA, 2073 nt
Organism: Chenopodium quinoa (quinoa)
Lineage: Eukaryota; Viridiplantae; Streptophyta; Magnoliopsida; Caryophyllales; Amaranthaceae
Product: sulfite exporter TauE/SafE family protein 3-like
Exons: 12
Coding region: 394-1788 (464 amino acids)
Biological process (GO): protein ubiquitination
Cellular component (GO): Cul4A-RING E3 ubiquitin ligase complex; membrane
Source: RefSeq, a predicted model, not a curated record
CACAGCACCCAUCGACCCAGAAAUCUAGAGUGAGAGAGAAAGAGAAAGAGAAAGAGAAAGGGUGGGUCAAAUUUUAGAGAGAGAAAUAGAGAGCGUGAUUGCGAUCUCUAGAAAACGUGUAUUCACAAUUAUUUACGUGUCAUUUAAAUUACCCUCUUUUUCUCUAAAAAUUCUCCACCUUUUAAUAGUUUUGUUGUUUUAGAUCACUUUUUGUUGUUUUGCCCAGAAGGUGUUUGUAUAAAUUCCUCACUGAAACAAAGAGGAGAAGAAAAACAAGCAAACAAGUUCCUGGGUUAGGCAGGAGCAUCAAGAAAAGUAAAAUAUUUAAGGGUUUUAGAUUUAAGAUUAAAAAUUUUUGAUUUUCGUUUCUGGGUUGAUUUAAUUUUUUGAAAAAUGGGUAAAUCUGGGUUGAUGAAGGUGGUUUUGUUCAGCAUAUUUUUGUUGGGUUCUUUGCUCAUAUUUGUUUCAGCAAAUGAGGAGACUUUGAAAGAAGUUGCUUCUGCUGAGAUUGAAAUUGAAGAAAUUCAUGUUAAUUUUCUUAGAAAGGCGGUUAAUUUCCUAUGGCAAAGUGGUCAAAACACUUAUGAACAUGUUUGGCCGGACAUGGAAUUUGAUUGGAAAAUUGUAGUGGGGUCAUUGAUUGGAUUCUUUGGAGCUUCAUUUGGGAGUGUUGGAGGAGUUGGUGGGGGUGGUAUCUUUGUUCCCAUGCUUACUUUGAUUAUUGGAUUUGAUUCCAAAUCUUCAACCGCCAUUUCAAAGUGUAUGAUUAUGGGAGCAGCAAUUUCAACUGUUUACUAUAACCUUAAACAAAGGCAUCCAACUAUGGAGAUGCCUGUUAUUGAUUAUGAUCUUGCACUUCUCUUCCAACCAGUGUUGGUUCUUGGGAUCAGUAUUGGAGUUGCCUUUAAUGUUAUUUUUGCUGACUGGAUGAUCACUGUUUUGCUCAUCAUUCUCUUUUUAUUUACAUCUACAAAGGCAUUCCUCAAGGGUGUUGAUGCUUGGAAGAAAGAAACUAUCAUGAAAAAGGAGGCUGCUCAACGUUUGGUGUCAAACGGUGAUAAUGGUGAUUACAAACCUCUUGCAGCUGUUCCCAACAAAAGAGAAGAGGUAUCCAUCAGAGAAAAUGUACACUGGCCAUCAGUGGCCAUAUUGUUUGCCGUUUGGUUUGCGAUUUUAGGACUUGAAAUUGCCCAGAAGAACACCUCUACUUGCUCCCCUGCAUAUUGGGUAACCAAUCUAUUGCAGAUUCCUGUGGCACUUGGAGCAUCAGGCUAUGAGGCAUAUUUGUUGUACACGGGAAAGAGAGUGAUUGCUUCAAGAGGCGAUGCAAUCGGUGCUUGGAAAGUGCACCAGUUGAUUCUCUGCCUCUUUACUGGAGUGGUUGCUGGAAUGGUUGGAGGACUUCUUGGUCUUGGUGGAGGAUUUAUUUUAGGCCCUUUGUUUCUAGAGUUGGGCAUCCCUCCUCAGGUUUCAAGUGCUACAGCUACCUUUGCCAUGAUGUUCUCUUCAUCAAUGUCCGUUAUAGAAUACUACCUUCUUAAACGAUUCCCAGUGCCAUAUGCUGCCUACUUUGUUGCUGUUGCUACGUUUGCUGCCUUAUUCGGGCAGAUUCUUGUGAGGAAAUUGAUUGCUGUUAUUGGAAGAGCCUCUCUCAUCAUCUUUAUCUUGGCAUUCACUAUUUUUGUCAGUGCAAUUUCACUUGGUGGUGUAGGCAUUUCAAACAUGAUAACCAUGAUUCAAAAUAACGAGUACAUGGGAUUCGACAGCUUGUGCGCAUAUGAUCCAUAGUGAAGCAAAAUUAUGAAUUUUUGAAUUGUUUUUGUGCAAGUAAAAGCUCUACAAGGAAGCGAGUGGUGAAAAAAUCAUUAGUAUGCUGUUAAGAAUAGUACCUCCUCUUGCUGUCAGAGCGAAAGUGAGUUCAGAGUGUUUGGUGUAAUUUUUUAGCUCCUCCAAAUGUUUGUCGUUAGGUUUUUAGCAAAAUUUUUGUGCUCAAGUCAAAUGCACUUGUACUCCUCAGCUUAUUGAUUCAAUAAAUUUACAGCAGAAGCUAGCUUUAGCUGUCAUUUAUACCUA